AGGAUUCAUACGGUUUUUCUGGGGAUUGUAUCUGGCUUGUCUUUAGGAUGGCAGACUUUGAUAAAGUUCUGAAAUGCUGGGCUGUUGUUGAGGCUGACCCUGAUGCGAUUGGUGGGGAAGUACUGAAUUGUCUUUUCAUGGAGUACCCUGAUACCCAAAAGCAGUUCCCAAAAUUUGCUGCCAUCCCACCUGCUGAGCUGGCUGGCAAUGCAGCAGUGAGGAAACAUGGUGGGGUAGUGGUGAGGAAGCUGGGUGAGCUGCUGAAGGCCAAGGGAGACCACACACUAAUCCUGAAACCCUUAGCUACAACCCAUGCCAACAUUCAUAAGAUAAGCCUCAAUAACUUCAAGAUGUUCAAAGAAGCCCUUGUAAAAGUCUUUGCAGCAAAAGGACUACUGGAUGCAGAUGGACAAGCUGCCCUGAGGAAUGUGAUGGAUGUGAUCAUUGCUGACAUAGAUGGCUUCUACAAGGAAUUGGGUUUCCAGGGAUGAAUACAGCCCCAACAAGCAUGGCCACAAAUGACAGGACAUCUUCAAAUCAAUGUUUCUAAUGAGAUGUUGCACUUGAGUGCAAUGGUGAAAUCUUGUUCAGUGUAGGUCAACUGAAUGAUGAUGUAUGGAACUGCUGCCCCCUCAUUUUGUGAACUGGCACUUAAAAAAAAUCUUAGUGCAGUAUACCUGUAGAUCCUUGUCAUCUAGCCCUGGCCAUUGUUGUGUUGGUGUAAAAGCUUCCAUUAAAGGCA
This is a messenger RNA of Scleropages formosus (Asian bonytongue), 742 nucleotides long. Its product is annotated as myoglobin-like. Gene Ontology annotation, molecular function: heme binding; oxygen binding. The coding region runs from base 48 to 491 and encodes 147 amino acids. NCBI's taxonomy places the organism in Eukaryota, Metazoa, Chordata, Actinopteri, Osteoglossiformes, Osteoglossidae. Gene Ontology annotation, cellular component: extracellular exosome. The transcript has 4 exons. The record is from RefSeq and is a predicted model, not a curated record. Gene Ontology annotation, biological process: oxygen transport.